CCCAAUCGAGAGAGAGACUGUAAAAAAACUGUGAGUGUUGUCUUUAGAGGAAAGAAGGUUAAGAAGAGAUUUAAUAAAGGUGUUUAAAAUUAUGAAGCAAUUUGAUAGAGUAAAUCACGAGAAGUUGUUUCCACAGUCGGGAAGGUCGAUAACCAGAGGUCACAAGUUGAAGAUAAUUGGCGAAAGAACCAAAGGGGAGGGAGGUUGCUCGAUGGGGCUGGAGAGACCACUCGUAGUGGCUAUCAUUGUGCUAUUCAGCAGUGUGAUCAUCGUGGUGACAAUCUCAUUGCUUCAGCAGAUGAAAAAAAUUGCUCUUCCUGUCGGAUAUAAGUAUGGGAUUGUCUUUGAUGCCGGAGCCUCCUGUACGACUCUUUAUGUUUACAGAUGGCCAGCAGAAAAGGAGAAUAACACUGGCGUAGUCAGUGAGUUUCACCUCUGCCAUGUCAAAGGACCUGAUAUUUCUAGCUAUGACAAGGAACCUGUACAAGCAGCUCACUCAAUGGAAUGGUGCCUCAACAGAACAAUAGAAAAAAUCCCAGCAGAAAAGCAUAAUUCUACACCAGUCUACUUUGGUGCUACUGCUGGAAUGCGACUACUCCAGCUGGAGAACCAAAGAGCUGCAGCCACGAUCCUCACAGAGAUUGAAAAUUUCCUCCGUUCUUCACCAUUUGAUUUCAAAGGUGCCCACAUUCUCUCAGGGAAGGAGGAAGGCGUUUACGGGUGGAUCACAGCAAAUUAUUUACUGGACAAUUUGCAGCAGAGACGUACUUGGAUACACCUGGAAAGAAACUUUACCGUGAAGACCACAGGAACUCUCGAUCUGGGUGGAGCUUCUACUGAAAUAGCUUUUGUCCCCAAGCAGCACUCACAUAUGAGUGAUACCGUAAUAAUCACGUUGUACAGUUACAACUACACUGUCUACACUCAAAGCCUGGCAUGCUAUGGAAGGGAUGAAGCCGAGAAAAUGUACAGGGCAAAAAUCCUCCAGAACACAAAGAAAAAAUCAAGCAUUGAAGAUCCUUGCCUUCCCUCAAACUAUAAUCUGACUCUCCAACUGAAGUAUAUAUUUGAUGGUUUAUGCACUGCAGCUGAUAUACCACCGAACUAUGACCCUGACAUCAAUGCUACAUUUAUAGGAACUGGAAAUCCUGUUCUAUGUCAGCAAAAGUUGUUGUCAAUAUUUAGUUUUGAAUAUAUCAAUGUUGGAGGUAAUUGGACACAAGAAAAACUUCAGCCAAACAUCCAUGGAGAUUUUGUGGCCUUUUCUGGUUUCUAUUACUCAAUGGAAGCCUUGAACUUAAUCGGUUCCUUUCCUAUAGAAACUUUCAACUCGACAGUUCAGGAAUUCUGUUCGAAGAACUGGGAUCAGGUGCAGCAGUUAUUUCCAAACGUGUCAGACCCAUUUCGCAGAUCAUAUUGUUUCAAUGCAAACUACAUCUAUGCUGUACUUGUGCAAGGUUACAAGUUUGAUCAAGAGAGUUGGAAAUCAAUAAGCUUUCAAAAAGAAGUGAAGAACAGCAGCAUAGGCUGGUCACUUGGUUACAUGCUAAACCUUACCAAUCUGAUCCCAUCAGAAAAUCAAGUGAUUCAAACACCAAUGAGUGAAGGUGUAUUCUGUGGACUUCUCUUUCUAUUUUCCACUUUAGUUGUGUUCUGUUCAAUCUUCAUUUGUAUGUCAAUAAUACGUUUUUUUUAAAGCGCAAUUUAAAGCUUUGUGAGCUCUUAACAGAAUUACUGUUGAAUAUUGGGAAAGAAAAAUAUUAUGCAAAUGAUGAAAACGAAGAAGAAUACUGAAAUGGAGCAUCUCUACCGCAUUUAUAACACAGUCCCUGUGGAUUUAAUAGGAAAUGUUGAAAAGCACUAUGGCAUCCAGCUGAUAUCAUACUUCCAUAGUGUUCUGAUGUCCUUCAUCCUGGCCACUGCACUGAGAAAGUAGAAUAAUUAUAACACUAAGCCAUAAAUUUGACAUUAAAAAUUGAGUAAGGACCAGAAAAAUAAAUGACAGUAGAGGCAAAAGUAAUGGAUACAAAUUGUUUAAAUAUAUUAUCAGGCCAAAUUGAUGAUGUAAUAUUAGUUCAAUUUCACAAUUAGGGAAACUGAGAUGUACUUUCACUAUGUGGUAUCAUUGCUGCUUAUAGUGGUUUCUAUUCAUGGGAUGCAGAUAGAGAGGAAGUUGUGUGCCUGCCUUCUGCCAAAUAAUCUGAUGAAAAAUUAGUUGGCAAGGUAGUCAGUCAUGUCUUUUAGUCAUUAACAUGUAAAUGAUAGGGCUCAGCACCAAGCAAAGGUUGAGCAGGUGCACAAAUUUGAGAAAGCCUUAGAUAGCCAACUUUAGAGGAUAUUUUGCCAUCUGGUAAACCUGAACCAUUAUUUGCUGACAGGAAUUUUAAAUACUCUUUUUUUUAAAAUCUCCUCUUGCAGUUUUGUUCCUUUCCCUCAAUCCUUACUUGUCUUAAAUAUUACCCCUUAGGUUAAUACCUAAGUUAUUGACAAAUUUCAGUCAAUAAUUCUGUAGGACAUUAAACCACUCACUCCAAGCAUGAGGUUUUUUUUUUAAACUAGAGGUGUACAUUUGCUGUGAAAUGUCUUGCUGUAUAGAUCAUGUAAAAAAGAAAUCCAAAAUGUAAUACUGCUGAUCUCUCUCUCAUAUAUAUAUAUAUAUAUAAUAUACUUAAGACAAAACUAAGAAAGUCCAAUCUUUGCUUCGUAGUGGAUUAUAGAUUAAUGCAAACUUAAGACAUAAAAUAUAACUGAAGGGCAUUCUGAUGUGCAACAAGAACUUCUGGGAACACUAAUCCCACAAUCCAAGUCUUUCAUUAUUUCUUGUGAAAUAAAAUGUACUGAAUUUGUAAAGAAUGAGAAUGUAGCACCGUAAUGCUUCCUAUUGUCUGAAACACUAAUUAUUACAACAAUUGAAUGAACAAGUGAAUGGUCUUCAUUGCUGCUUGUUAACUUGCAUCUAUGGACAUUAGAGCUGAGAUAAUGAACAAGACGCAGGAAAUCAGCAAUAAAAUAUGCUAAAAGUACUCAUUAGAGUCCACAUGUAGGCCAAACCUUGUAAAAAUGGCAAUUUCCUUCUUAAAAGGAUAAUUGUGAAUAAUAGGUUUUUCUGUCAAUUCAAAAUGGAUUUGUGGUCAUCUUUAAUUCCAGAUUUUCACUGACCUCAAAUUACACCAUGUUAUGGUGGGAUUUGAAUGUAGGUCCCCGGAAUCUGGGUCUCUGAAUCAACAGCCAAAAGGUCAAUUUAAAUAAAAGUUCAAUUAAAUUUUAAUUCAUUCAAAACACAUCCACUUUCAAGACUUAAGAUCAGACCCAGCAUUUCAAGUCAAUGGCUUUUUGCCAGAAUGUUUCAGCAACAAGUCAUUAACCUAAAAUAGCUUUCUAACAAUGUAGCAGCACUAAAUGAAAAUGCUUCGUUUUGACCAUGAACUUCAGUAUAUAUUAAUAUUGAAAUGAACUUUGGGGGCAAAAAUGCAGCCAGACAUGCUCUGACGUUGGGCAUUAUAGAUUAUAUUACAGCAGCAGGUGCUUGUCCAAUAGAACAUUUGAUCAAUGGCUCCACUGGAAACAAUAUUCUCACUAUUGGCGGACACAUUUAUACACAUUUUUAAAAAGCUAUAAAAAAAACGUAGUUCUGCAAUGACUGCUGAAUGCUAAUGUGCAUUACAUGCAAUAACAUACUAACUGCAUUGCACUCGUGUAAAGGAAUUGAAUUUAUUCCAAUACCACUGUUAAUAAAUAGUUAUUGAUGCUGCCAUUUUGCAGAUCAGGCUCCUAAGAAAAUAAAUUGGUUUGAACUGGUUUACAUAGAUAAGACCAUAAGACAUAAGAGUGGAAGUAAGGCCAU
This is a messenger RNA of Chiloscyllium plagiosum (whitespotted bambooshark), 3844 nucleotides long. RefSeq names its product ectonucleoside triphosphate diphosphohydrolase 3 (gene entpd3). The record is from RefSeq and is a predicted model, not a curated record. Gene Ontology annotation, biological process: nucleoside diphosphate catabolic process. Gene Ontology annotation, cellular component: plasma membrane. NCBI's taxonomy places the organism in Eukaryota, Metazoa, Chordata, Chondrichthyes, Orectolobiformes, Hemiscylliidae. Gene Ontology annotation, molecular function: GDP phosphatase activity; ribonucleoside triphosphate phosphatase activity; UDP phosphatase activity.